Amphiprion ocellaris (clown anemonefish) is the source of this 2261-nucleotide messenger RNA. RefSeq names its product olfactory receptor 6N1-like. Gene Ontology annotation, cellular component: membrane. Gene Ontology annotation, molecular function: G protein-coupled receptor activity; olfactory receptor activity. Bases 1176 to 2216 code for a protein of 346 amino acids. NCBI's taxonomy places the organism in Eukaryota, Metazoa, Chordata, Actinopteri, Pomacentridae. The record is from RefSeq and is a predicted model, not a curated record. Gene Ontology annotation, biological process: G protein-coupled receptor signaling pathway. The transcript has a single exon.
GAUCUGCUACUCUGGAUCUGUUCUACAGGUACUGUAUAUCUCUCCUACAGGUACUGUGUAUCUGUGCUACUGUAUAUCUGUACUAAUGAUGUUUCUGUCUACUGAUACCCUGUAUCUGUACUACUGCUACUGAAUAUGUGUACUGCAGGUAAAUGCAGAGCAGGUCUUUAGUUCUGAAUGUGUUUUAUACUCAUUGUCUAAGUUGUCUGAACAGAGUUUCUAUUUCAGAAUGUGAUUCUUUUAUGUUUUUAGCUUCAUGUAUUUCAUAGGAGAAAGCUUUCUCUUAGAUUAUUUUCUUUUAAUUUAAAAUAAUCCGUACUAUAGGUCCAGAUAUAGCUGUAGUACCGAUACAUCAGUACUACUGAUAUAUCGGUACUACUGAGUAUCUGUACUACUGAUACUAUAUAUCUGUACUACUGAUAUUUGCACUAUUUAUAUAUCUGUACUACUGAUAUUUGUACUACUGAUAUUUGUACUGCUGAUAUAUCUGUACUACCGAUAUUUGUACUAUUUAUAUAUCUGUACUGCUGAUAUAUCUGUAUUACUGAUAUUUGUACUAUUUAGUCAAAGUCAAAGUCAGCUUUAUUGUCAAUUCUUCAAUAUGUACAUGACAUACCAAGAAUCGAAAUUUUGUUACUCUCUCUUCGUGCAACAGUAGACAUUAAAUAAAGACUAAGAUAUUAAAGGGCAAAAAAGAACAAAAGAAGCAACAUUAGAGCCGAGCAACAACUAAGAACUAAGAAAAGCAGAACUGAGUGAAAUGUAAACAUGAUCAUGAGAUAAAGUGACGGAUUUUAGUGCAGAAUACUCAGAACAGUGCAAAUAAGUAAUAGUCCAAGAAGUGCAAAUAUGCUUGAUGUUUGAAUGUGCUAUUACAGUGCAGGUCAGAGGUUAUUGACCAGAGUUUGUGUAUGUACUACUGAUAUUUGUACUACUGAUAUAUCUGUACUACUGAUAUUUGUACUACUGAUAUAUCUAUAUUACUGAUAUUUGUACUACUGAUAUAUCUGUAUUACUGAUAUUUGUACUACUGAUAUAUCUGUACUACUGAUAUUUGUACUACUGAUAUAUCUGUACUACUGAUAUUUGUACUACUGAUAUUUGUAUUACUGAUAUAUCUGUACUACAGAUGUUACUGUGAGUCCACCUGGUUGACCCAGGUGAACCAGGUAAACAUGGUGAACCAGGUAAACCAGGUAAACAUGGUGAACCAGGUGAACCAGGUAAACAUGGUGAACCAGGUGAACCAGGUGAACAUGGUGAACCAGGUGAACCAGGUGAACCAGUCUCAGGUGUUGCUGCUGACAGGGUUCAGGGAGCUGGGCCGGUUCAGGUACGUGUUCUUCAGCCUCACCUGUGCAGGUUACCUGUUGAUCGUGGUUCUGAACGUGUCGGUGCUGGUUCUGAUCUGCGCUAAGCCCCGCCUCCACCAGCCCAUGUACAUCCUAUUGGCCAACCUGCUGCUCAACACUCUGAUUGGCUGCGCUGCGUUUUACCCCAAGCUGCUGCUGGACCUGCUGAGCAGCCAGCAGCAGGUGUCCAGGUGUGGCUGCCUGCUGCAGGCCUUCUGGGUCCACCUGUAUGUGUCGGUGGAGUGUAACAUCCUGACGGUGAUGGCGUUGGACCGCUACGCCGCCGUGUCGCGGCCUCUGACCUAUCACAGCCUGCUGAGGCCCUCCACAGUGCUGCGGCUGCUGCUGGGGGCGUGGCUUCUACCUGCCGCCGCCUCCACCUGUCUGAUCGGUCUGAGCAGCCGGCUGCCGCUGUGUGGCUUUCGGGUGAGUCGGACGUUCUGCGACAACAGGUCCAUCACUCACCUGUCCUGCGUGGACGUGUCCCUCAUUGGAGGCGUGGAGCUGCUGCUGGCCGCCGCCGUCAUCUUCCUGCCGCUGCUGCUGAUCUUCGGCUGCUACGUCCAGGUCCUGGCCGUCAGCUUCCGGCUGUCCAGCAGCGGUCGUCCCAACAAGGCGCUGGCCACCUGCGUGCCUCACCUGGUCACCUACGUCAGCCUGGUCUGCAGCAUCGUAUUCGAGGUGGUGCAGCCGGCGCUGGCCAACAAGAACCUGCCGCACGCCCUCCGGGUCGUCAUGUCCAUGGAGGGCUUCCUGCUGCCGCCGCUGCUCAACCCGCUGAUCUACGGAGUCAACCUGCCCGAGAUCAGACAUGGAUUCACACACCUGUUCACACGCAUGUUCACCACCACACGCACGAAGUGACAUGAACUCAUUUAUUAAAACAUCAACAAACUCAAAGAAAUUAUG